Amoebophrya sp. A25 is the source of this 625-nucleotide messenger RNA. The record is from the annotation of a GenBank genome assembly. NCBI's taxonomy places the organism in Eukaryota, Dinophyceae, Syndiniales, Amoebophryaceae.
GUGAAUCUAGCUACUUGAUUUAUCAUGACAAAAACACAUCGCUCUUUUCUUACUAGAUUGUCUUUUGCGAUGACAUCACUAUUUUUCCAGGGGUGUAGUUUGCUUCUAAAGAAUUAGUCCAGCAUUGUUAAUCUUGAUCAUUAUUUUAACUUUUUGUUUUCUAUGUAUUCAGUCACUGUCACUCGAAUAGUAAGUAACACAUUAUGUGUAUCAGUAGAUCUAGAAGUAGUAUUGCAUUAAUCUUCAAGAAUCCGUGCUCUAUGGAUGCAGAGAAGGUAAAGCUUACCCUAACCAGAGAAUCGGCUUCCCCGGGUCCAAAUCCAAACUUUUUACUAAGUAGAAUUACAACUACUUAUCUAACAAGGAUGAAAAAGUGCUUGCUAAGUAGUACUACAACUCUUAGGCAGAUUGCCUAAUCAAUAGAUUCACAUCAUCAAGUACUUUAGUAUUACACCACCACAAGCAAUUCCUCUACUAGACCACCUUAGGUGUAUUAGUCUUAGUAUUUAAUACAGUAGAACAAGUAGGGUCUUCUUCAUCAAAAACAAAAUGGUGGCUGGUCCUGGAGGAGAGGACGACCUCAGCAUGCUGAGCAACACCUUAUGCGCCUUAAUGUGUAUUGUCU